AUGGGUGACAAAAUUGCUCAGAUCAUCUUUAGUAUCCUCCACUAUGUCAGGUACACCCUGGCCGCAUCCGAAGAAGGAGAAUUGAUGAAGGGCUUGGCCAACAGCAUAUGGCAGUCAGUCCGAGCUGAUCAGGCUCCGGGUUCAGACCACUUUCUACCAGAUAAGGUCGACGACACUCUCUUCGCUCACCCGGAUGUUAUGGAGCGCCCCUUUGCCACUUUACAGCUCGACGAGACUCACGGAUCCAGCCUCGCGCAGUUAUGGUUCAUCGACCGAAUCAUGCAUCACGGACGACUUUGGUGUGGAACAUACACUCCACGGGAUCACCAGAUCUAUCACCGCUCGCCUGGCAGCUUACAAGCGGACUCCACCUUGGAAGAAGAUUUGGAGGCACACCAAAAGAUCCUAGAAGCGAACAACCUGCCCGAAAAACUGAUCAUCCGGAAACAACUCUCGCGCAUGAUGUUCACUAUGAUGAUCGAACGCAUUUUCGCUGGCAAGCCCGGAUUAUCGAAACACCGCCACACCAUGGUGGCUUAUGCUUCCACUACAGCCUUAGACUUGUGGUCAGACCGUAAAGAGAGGAUACGACAAAAGACUCUCAUGUCCACCUUCGACGUAGACGGACCAUGCCUCGUGGCAACGCCAUACAAUUCAGAAUGGGAAAUACUGCCGCAUCCAAGGCUCCGUAGCGCGAGUGUAUGCUGGGUCGUUGAACUAAAAGAGAGCAGUGGCGGUGCCACACGGACACAUAUCAAGAAGGAAGACGACUCCACAGAUUUGAAUCCUGGUCUUGCAAGCGGAUCAGAGGUCGGAGAGAAGGAGAAGGCAAAGGAAGUAACAUCUGAUAACUCACAGGAAGCAAAGUCUUCCUCAGGCGUUGAGUAUCACACCCCCAAGAAUCGUUUGGGACAGCGGGAUCUUGACUUACGAGUAUUGGCAAAGGUGAAAGGGUUAUGGCAGAUUAUGGAUGUUCCUUCUCAGAUGUACCUGUUUAGUUAG
Messenger RNA from Alternaria conjuncta, 1002 nucleotides. RefSeq lists its product as uncharacterized. The coding region runs from base 1 to 1002 and encodes 333 amino acids. The transcript has a single exon. NCBI's taxonomy places the organism in Eukaryota, Fungi, Ascomycota, Dothideomycetes, Pleosporales, Pleosporaceae. The record is from RefSeq and is a predicted model, not a curated record.